AACCCUAGCCGCCCGAUGCUCUUCGUCCCGCGCCAAGUCGCCCUCGCCGCCGCCUCCUCCUCUUCCUCCUCCCAGGCCCGCGCCGCCGCCGCCAUGGCCAAGGAGGAGCCCAAGAAGGAGAAGAAGAGCAAGAGCAAAAGCAAGGCGGCGGCCAAGGAGAACACCGCCGCCGCCGCCCCGGGACCGAGGGCCGCGGUGGUCGCCUCCGUCGCGGCCUUCCUCGAGGCCGGCGGGUUCCCGCGCACGCUCGCCGCCCUCCAAUCCGAGGCCGACCUCGAGGCAGGUGCUUGGAGGUCGUCGCCGGUGAACCUGGAAGAGUUGGUGGCCAAAUUCUUGGACUCGAGCAAUCCCACUCCGAUGGCUGUUGUCAUGGGAAGCGAUGAGCAAGGUAAAGCAACUGAUGGUGUAGCAGAAGACGGUGGCAAGAAAAAGAAGGGGAAGAAAACUGGUGCAGAGGCUGGUGAAUCUGAGAACAAAGUGAGCCCUUCUGCUCACGAGAAGCCCAGUGAAAAUGCGGGUGGUGAGGCCAAAGAGAAGAAACAGAAGAAGAAGAAGGAUGAAACUUCAGCUGCGAAUGCUGGUGGUGACAAAGCAACUGAAACAGUGAGGAAAGAUGAUCAUAAGCCUGAUGGCAAGAAGAAGAAAAGCAAGAAGCAGGAAAAGGAGGAUGACGUUGAAGCAAGGCUGGACAAGGUGGAAUUAGCAAUAAAAACCAAGUUUGAGGCAGCAGAAAAUCUCAAUGGGGAUGGCGAUAUGUCAAGAGAGGAAGAACCGAAGGUUCAGGAUGAUGAUGCUGACAAGAACAAUGGUGCUGUAGAAAAGGAGAAGAAGAAGAAGAAGAAGAAAGACAAAUCAGCCACCGAGACUUCAGUGAAAACUGAUGCAGGAGCUGUGCCUGCUGAUGCUGAUGGUGCCAAGGGAAAGAGUGGCGUUGUAGAGCCAGUGAAGGAUGAUAAUGAGAAAAAGGCCAAAAAGAAGCGGAAGAAGUCUGACCCUGAAGAAAAUGUUCAGGUGGAAGGUAAAGAGGUUGCAGGGAAAGAUUCAGUCCCAAAACCAGAGGAUGAGAACAAGAGUGGAAUGGAGAUUGAAGAAGGUGAUGAUGGAAAGCCAUCAAACGAGAAUGCAGUUGCUGGCAAAAAGAGGAAACUAGAAGAAGUUGAAGGAAGCAAUCCCCCUGCGACAGUGAAAGAAGAUAACACAGCUAACCAGAGUUUAACCAAUGGUUUUGCAGAGGAUAAAAUAAACCAGGACAGCAACAUAAAACCAAGUAAGAGGCAGAAACAUUCGUCUGAGCCAAAAACUGUGAAUCCUUUUCAACGGGUGAAGCUGGAGGAUGUCAAAUUUGCAGAUGAAAGGCUUCAGGAUAACUCAUAUUGGGCUAAGGGUGGUGCGGAUACUGGUUAUGGUGCAAAGGCGCAAGAGAUCCUUGGCCAAGUCAGAGGAAGGGGUUUUCGGCAUGAGAAGACCAAGAAGAAGCGUGGAACCUACAGGGGUGGACAAAUCGACCUACAAACCCACUCGAUCAAGUUCGAAAAUUCGGACGAGGAGUGAUCACUUAGCUUCCCCUAUGAUGGAAGGAGUCUACAACAUUUAGCAGUUCACCAUUUUUUAUGGCCAUUACCUAUCAGUCUUGCUGGGAGGAAGAAGUGAGGCGCGGUGGGUGGUGCUACGUGGUAAAGCGGAGGGCAAUUGUUGCAAUGUGCCGGUUUGUUGUGAUGGACAUCCUGCUAAGCCUGAGGCGUGGAUGUUUUGGGUUGGGCUCACUGAUGUAUCGAUCAAUUUUGCUACUGCUGAUGCGACAUAACGUUGCAACUACAUGCAUAUUGUGAACUUACCCGUGAUGCGCAUUCAGUCUGUAAUCCUUUUGGUUGCCUUGUCA
Molecule: messenger RNA, 1879 nt
Organism: Setaria italica (foxtail millet)
Lineage: Eukaryota; Viridiplantae; Streptophyta; Magnoliopsida; Poales; Poaceae
Product: suppressor protein SRP40
Exons: 7
Coding region: 16-1551 (511 amino acids)
Source: RefSeq, a predicted model, not a curated record